Messenger RNA from Homarus americanus (American lobster), 540 nucleotides. Its product is annotated as PE-PGRS family protein PE_PGRS33-like. The record is from RefSeq and is a predicted model, not a curated record. The coding region runs from base 1 to 540 and encodes 179 amino acids. NCBI's taxonomy places the organism in Eukaryota, Metazoa, Arthropoda, Malacostraca, Decapoda, Nephropidae. The transcript is spliced from 2 exons.
AUGAAUGCUGAAACACCUGAGGCUUCACCACCUGGCCAGGACUCACCGGCCAGCUGCAUCAGGCCACUCAACUGUUAUCUGGCCACUCAGUUGUUAUAUGACCAUCAAAUUGAAUCUAGGCCUGAGGGUGUGGCUGGUGUGGACGGGGAUGUGGCUGGUGUGGACGGGGAUGUGGUAGGUUUGGAUGGGGAUGUGGUAGAUGUGGACGGGGGUGUGACAGGUGUAGACGGGGGUGUGACAGGUGUAGACGGAGGUGCAGUAGGUGUGAACGGGGAUGUGGUAGAUGUGGACGGGGGUGUGACAGGUGUAGACGGAGGUGCAGUAGGUGUGAACGGGGAUGUGGUAGAUGUGGACGGGGGUGUGACAGGUGUAGACAGGGAUGUGACAGGUGUAGACAGGGGAUGUGACAGGUGUAGACGACAGGUGUGUACAGUAGGUGUGAACGGGGAUGUGGUAGAUGUGGACGGGGGUGUGACAGGUGUAGACGGAGGUGCAGUAGGUGUGAACGGGGAUGUGACAGACUGGGAGAUGUGGACCUGA